UUCUCUCUUUCUCGUCGCGUGUGUAUUGCAAGGGUAGUAUUCGAGUCAUCCAGGACUCUCAAACGCGACGUCUAUACAAUCGCAACAAGCCAACGUGCGUCGUGGGCGUUGUAAACAAUCAUCAUUUACUCUGGAAAAUUAUCAAAAUUUAUUGCUAAAUUUAUAGAUGACGACUAAAUAACAUUUGUGACAACUAACAAUCAUCAGACUAAGUUGCCUAAGGCUAAUAAACGUUCAAAUAAACUGUUGCGCGUGUAUAUCCUUUGAUCAACUCUGCCGACCUGGAAAGUAAAUUAAUACAUUUCUCUAAGGUGCAAUAUAAUUGUGGAGCUCCUAUCACCAUUUACUACUGGCAUCACUGCAGAAGAUGAAGAGCAGACAUCAAUUUCGCAGGAGAUUCAGUCUCCAACCAUCAUCUUCUCUCAAGGAGGAGAAAGAAGAUGGACCAACCAAAAAUAUAAGGAAUGAGAGGCUUUUGGAGUCAGAGAGUGACGAAAAGUCUCCAGAUGCUCCAGCAAGAUAUAAGAUAGUUGUAAUGGGGGCAGCAAAAGUUGGAAAAUCUUCAAUAAUCAAUCAAUUUCUAUAUAACACAUUUUCACCCAAAUAUAAACGUACUGUCGAAGAAAUGCAUCGUGGUGAUUUUAAUGUUUCUGGAAUUCAAUUGACUUUGGACAUUUUGGAUACGUCAGGUUCAUAUGAUUUUCCAGCAAUGAGAGAAUUAUCUAUCAAAUCAGCAGAUGCUUUUAUCUUAGUCUAUGACGUAAAUGAUGCUGAAACUUUUACUGAAGUGUCAGCAUUAAGAUCUCAGAUACUUGCGAGCAAAGGAGCUGUGCCAAUUGUUGUCGUUGGAAAUAAGGUUGAUCUGAUAAUGGAUGACGAUGCUGAAUGUGAUUCUCAAGUCAAUGCCGAAAGAACAAGAGAACUUGUAGAGAUCGAAUGGGAGAAUGGAUUUGUUCAAGUAUCAGCCAAAGAUAAUCUCAACAUUUCACAGGUCUUCAAGGAGUUAUUAGUCCAAGCCAAGGUCAAGUACAACUUAAGCCCUGCAUUGAGACGACGAAGACGUCAAUCAUUACCUCCACCCCAGCACAACUCACGAACAAGUAGUGUUCAUGUGCCAUCACCUCAGCAGCUACAACAUCUCCAACAGAUUCGUGAACGUUCAGGAGGCAAAAGAAAUUCGUGUAUUCUUUCGUAAAAUUGACAUUGUUUAUCAAUUUAUUUCUAUUCUUAAUCUUCCUCUAAUACAUCUUUCUAUCAUCCUUUCUUUUCAAUCAUUCCAUGUAUUGAUGUACUUAUAUUAACCCCUUGACGUUCGAAUAACACUGCUUUAUUACCUAAGAUGAAUUAGAUAAAUAUGAAAGAAUAUCAUUCAAUGGUAUCGUACAUUUUUGACAAAUGUAUGUAUGUACAUAUGAUUAACAGCUAAAGGAUUAUCAACUUUAAAAAGGUUGAAGAAUGAUAAAAGAAAAUAACAAAGGAAAAUAUUUUAAUCUUCUGUCAAUCACACUAGUAGCACAAUUUUUGUUCUGCUGAUGAUCGGCCUUAAAUCUGACUAUAACGUUGCAAAGACUUAUCACCUAAAGCAAAAUGUAUUAAGAGCAGAUUCAAGUAUGUCUAUUUUCAGGACAAAAAUUUUGUUACAAUAACAUGUUCUAAGAAGUAAUAUAUAAAUAAUUAAUAUGAAAUUAUUUUAAAAUAUUGAAAAAAUAUAAUAAAUCAUAGUUACAUCUUUAUAAAAAUGUCAAGUGUACUUUUCUGAAAUCAAAGUUAAUAUAAAUCUAAUAGUAAAUAUUAUAUAACUGACGUCUUCUUACAUAAAUAUGUCAGUUUCUAAACAAC
This is a messenger RNA of Chelonus insularis, 1839 nucleotides long. Its product is annotated as ras-related protein Rap-2a. The transcript is spliced from 4 exons. Lineage: Eukaryota; Metazoa; Arthropoda; Insecta; Hymenoptera; Braconidae. Bases 368 to 1195 code for a protein of 275 amino acids. The record is from RefSeq and is a predicted model, not a curated record. Gene Ontology annotation, molecular function: GTP binding; GTPase activity.